GUGAGUCCUGAAGGAGGACAGGUGUCAGUGUGGUUGGUAACAGUUGCUCAGGUGACUGAAGCCACAUCCCCCUGGAGACAAACAGUCGUCUGCUGGCGACACACGGACCAGCCUACUUUCACUGUGGAGCUCAAACCUCCAGCUUCACACACACCAACACACACACUGAUACUCAGAGCAGUAGCAACACUCAGGUGACAUGGACGGACAAGUCACUCACACAUGUGCGGCACAACUUCAACUUGUUUCUGUGUCUUUGUGUAUUUAAAAUAAUAUUUAUUCAGGUGGUGCGUUUGAUUAAACUCGGUUAUUAUGGAUCGGCUGGAUGAAUGGAGCUUCAAGCCCAAGAAAAUGGACCUGGAGGAGGAUUUCUACUUCGACUACGGCGCGGAGGAAAUGACUGAUUAUCAAGACCCCAAUGAACUUGUGGCUGCUUUGAAACAAAAGGAGGAAGAGGUUAUUUUGGCAGCCCAGCUGGGAAACGCAUUGCUCCUGGAAAACCGACAGUUGAAAGAGCAGAGCGACAAACUUCAUGAACAAUACGCAGACAAGCUGGAGGAGCUGGAGCAGGGCAGGCAUGAGCUGCGGGUGAAGCUGGAGGGCUGCCAGUCCCAGUGGGAGAGCCAGGUGGGAGACCUGGAGAGGGAUGUGAGGGAGCUGAGCGGCCAGGUGGAGCGGCUCACCCGGGCCCUCAGCGAGGCCGAGAGGGACAAGAGUCGAGUCGAGCUGGAGCACAGCGAGCGGACACAGCGACUCAGGGAGCAGCUCAACACUGCGAUGGAGGUGGAGCGAGCCAUGUCCAGUGAGCUGCAGGCUCUGAAACAGGAGCUCCAACAAAAAGGAAGCCACAACAGGCCCCAGGACGAGGAGCUGAUCAGUGCCAUGAAGGAGCAGGUGCUGCGUCUCACCCAGAAGGAGCAGGCGCUGGAGGAGCGUUUAGCGUGUGUGUGUCAAGAAAACACUGAGCUAAGGGCGACUUUGGCCUCUCUACACUCACGCCUGGCUCUGCACGACCAACUCAACCAGCAGCACAGCCAGCAGCUAGCCGAGGCGUGGCAGGAGGUGGAGGCGGCGCGGGGUCGCUCACAGCAGCUGCAGGCCCAGGUGGAGGAGCUUCAGGAGGAGGUGUCCCUGCAGGAAGGCAGGAGCCAGGGAGACGCCUCCCUGCUGUCUGAGCUGGAGAGCAGCCUGGAGACAGCAGCGCUGGGAGUCAGCAAAGAAGAGAUAGCACAAGAAAUGGGCUCCAUCCUUCAGUUGCUGCUCCCGCUGACCCAGGAACUGAGCAGCUCAGGGAGGUCAGAGGUCACGGAUCAACAGGAGGACCUGCAGUCCAUGCUGCACCAGCUGAAGGGAGUGGCCCAAACCUUGGCGCAGGCAUCCAGCCCUCAGUCGCAGGAGCUGAAUUGGGCUUUUGUUGACCGGACCAGCGAUCAGUGUGGGAAUACGAGCGCAGCGCAGGAGCUGAGAGAUCAGAACGUCCAGCUGCAGCAGGAAAACGCUGAGCUGAAGCACAAGUUGCAGAGCAUGCAGGAGCAGGCUGAAGUCGUCCAGCAGGCCAUCAGAGACCGAGAUGAAGCCAUAGCCAAGAAAAACCUGAUGGAGGCCGAGUUGGUGAGAAGUAAAAAUGACAUGAUGUCUCUGAACAACCAGUUAUUAGAAGCCAUCCAACGUAAACUGGAGCUGUCACAGGAACUGGAGGCCUGGCAGGACGACAUCCAGAUCAUCAUCAACCAGCAGCUCAGGACCCAGCAGCAGUCGGAGCAUCCUCAGAAGAAGCCCACCAACAACGGCGUGUCCUUCUUCCGCAGGCCCAGCAGGACGGCCUCCACCUGGACACGCCAGCCCUCCACCUCCUCCACGUGGAGUUCAGACACUAAUCAGAACAAAGCCCAAUCGCCCUGGAGGGACUGGUUAAGACGAGGGAAAGGGGCGAAUAAUGGACAGUGAGUGCUGUACCUGCUGAGUGCUGAAGAGAGGUCAGAAGUCACAUGUGCAGCUUCCUGCACGUCACGUAUGGUGAAAAGAAGCCAUAAAGACACUUGUAAUUCAGUGACGAACAACAGAGCCGCUGCGGACAAAGACUUGUUGAACAGGCACUUAAUCGUGCACAUUUCACUGAGAGGCUGAGCCUUCUAAAAAUCUAAACUGUGACAACCUGGAACACUAAUUUUUUCACAGAUUUACAUUUGAAGGUUUGAGACUGUAAAUAUCGUGCCUUAUUUUGUAACAUUGUGAAUGUCUUUAAGUCUGAGACUUUGUAUGCUAUACAGAGUAGAUGUAGAUGAGUUUUUCGGAUUAUUUAAUGUCACAGAUCAAAGAGAAAGAGACGGUCAGGAAAUUACGAUCAAUUUGUAAUCGUACUGAACUGUCUUUACACACCAAGUCUGAUGUGAGGCGUUACAUUUGUUACUGUCAGUUUUGUUUAAAAGCUAAAUGUGUAAAAAUGUUGAUUGUAAAAGAAACACUGAAUGUUUUCACGUAGACUGAAAUAGCUGUUAUUUUUUUAUAAUUUUGUUUUUGUUCUCUGAAUGACGACUUGGUGUGGAACGAGUCUGUAUUGCAGACACAUGUAUGUGUACGUUCUGUGGCUCAGUGUUCAAUAUUAAAGCUGCUGAGUACAAGCUGGGUUGUUUUCUAAGAUGUCUGAGUGGCCACAUCUGGAAUGAUCAGUGGAUAAUCUCAUAAAACAUCAAAUAAUUCUUUGAGGUUUUGUUAAUAAACUGAAGAGUCAGGCAGCUGAUGACACAUGGCCAAGAUAAGUGCUCGACCAGUAACAAGAAACACUUUAAGAUGUUACGUUAGAAAACUCUUCAGUUCAAAGGAAUGAUCUAAAUCAAGGUGACCUACUUCUAGAGAAGGACCUGCGUAUUGUCUUUCUUUCUAGUCUUGUCCUACUUUGUCUAAUAAGAGAAUUUGAUAACAGAAACACAAAAGAAUCGAAAGACUGAAAAUGUCUUCAAUGUGGAGUUGAAACUACUUUUCUCCUGAACAAUAUCAGAAUGCAGCAAUGCCCAGGAUGACCAUGAGACUGAAUUGAAAACAAGUAUGUUUUGUCCUUAGUGAUUUACUUGAGAUGCACUCAGUGUAGAGAGCCUUUAGAAAACAUUCAACCUCCUUGACUACUUAGACAUUUCAUGGUGUUGCCAUUUGAAAUUGAUUUUUGACAAAAUUAUUGAGCAUAAUUGCAGAAAUCGUCAUUAUAGUAUUUUAGUUUUGCCUAUAACAUAUCCACAGAGACUGAUACGUUAAAACCUCAAUAGCAGUAAUGACAUGAUGCUCAGGUGCUCAAACACCUGCCUCGUAAACCAGUGGUUCCCAACUGGUCCAGCCUCAGGGUCCAGUUUUCUCCUUAGUCAUUAGCUCUAGGUCCACACA
Messenger RNA from Epinephelus fuscoguttatus (brown-marbled grouper), 3375 nucleotides. Its product is annotated as BICD family-like cargo adapter 1. Gene Ontology annotation, biological process: vesicle transport along microtubule; Golgi to secretory granule transport. The transcript is spliced from 10 exons. NCBI's taxonomy places the organism in Eukaryota, Metazoa, Chordata, Actinopteri, Perciformes, Serranidae. The record is from RefSeq and is a predicted model, not a curated record. Bases 313 to 1947 code for a protein of 544 amino acids.